Molecule: messenger RNA, 1179 nt
Organism: Postia placenta MAD-698-R-SB12
Lineage: Eukaryota; Fungi; Basidiomycota; Agaricomycetes; Polyporales; Adustoporiaceae
Exons: 2
Coding region: 1-1179 (392 amino acids)
Source: RefSeq, a predicted model, not a curated record
AUGAACGACAUUAGGCUGAUACUAUCGCGCACGGCAUCGAAAUGUCGCAUUCCGGUUUUCCGCAGGCCAAUGAUGCGUCCCAACUCUCAUAAUCCUCUUUGGCUGCCGCAAGAGCUAUGGUACAGAAUCAUAGAAAAUUUCGACAACGACCUAUGCACUCUGUCUAAUUGCAGCCUAACCUGUCGUGCAUGGGCAGCCGCAUUCCGCCCUCUGCUCUUCCGCCGCCUCCGCGUCACCGAUCGCAAUCUUCGCCGCGUACACAGCCUGCUGCUCGCAAACAAGCAAAUUGGGACCCACGUCAGACAUCUCACAUUCAUGGACUUUCAAUCCUGGUCUGGGCAGUGGCAGCAGGAGCAGCGCAAAACUCUGGCAUUCAUCCUUUCCCAAUUCCCCCAGGUCACCAAUCUCACCCUAGGAGUGCUCGUCCUCACGCCGUCCAUGCUGGAUACGCUGGCGCCGCUCUCGCCACCCGUGCAAUUCCUGACAGUGGGGACGCUGGUAGGCACAACACCUGACGCCUUCACGCGAUUCAUUCGCGCGUUCUCUAAUCUGCACAUGCUGUCGGUCGAGGAAGACCUGUACAUCCAUCCCGAAGGCAAGGGGCUAUCGUCUGCGUCUGUUAUGGAGCGGCUCAUGCGAACACUCGGCAUCGCGUUCACGCCGCCGGCUCAGAGAGAGCCUGACUGGUAUCAGCAGGCGAUCAGUUCACUCUUCUGGAAUCUGUCCCACCGUACCAUAAGGGGCGACCCAAGAGCAUUGGCCGCCUUGCUGCAGGAUGCAGCCCCGUCGCUGACAUGUCUUCGUCUCGACUUCCGGUGCUUAUAUGAUGACACGGUGGUGUUCGGCAAAAUGGACAACACGAGCAUCACUUGCUUGGAGUUCUGGGGAGUUUCGCCUUAUGACAAGUAUUGGAUACCGCAAUUCUUGUCGCAGGUCCGGACUGCGAGCAUUCGCGAGGUCAAGUUUCGGGACUUCCCAUCUGGGUCAUCGACACGGACCACAGAUCUUCUUCGCGCUUUGGAACCAGUCUUAUCUAGAGCCGCCCUCCCAGCAUUGCAGAAAGUGACCUUCAGUGUUGGCGUCUCGAGCUCUGCAACAGAGCACUCCUUGGGUUGCACAUCCAUCCAAGCACUCCUCCCCCAUCUCGAUGCUGAAGGACUCUUAGAAUUUGAGGAUUAG